UAAGUUCAAAACCAAAGUCUAUACCUUUCCUUUUCAUAGGUUUCAAAUCUGGUCCAAACCAUGUUCACAAUAAAGGAGGAAUCACUUAAAGCUCUAGUUUUAUUGACUUUCAAGUCAUCAAUUAGAAUAUGAAACAUUUGGUAUCCUCUCAAAACCAAGCUCAUUGAAUUGAUACAGUUCUUAUAUAUAAUGGAACAGUCUAAGCUCUCAACCAAGUGAAAACUGCAAAGGCCACCCAAAAACAUAUCUCCCUCUUGUGAAUGACGACCAAUCUUGAUAAUAGUGGUUUUGGGUUGUAAAGCUGAUCCAAUCUCUUUGCUGUUGCAGGCCUAGCAUGGAUUCUACCUUUACCUAGUGAAAACUCAGUGUUUCAGUUAAUUAUUUUGGAUGAGUGAAGUGCAUGUUGGGAUCUCUCCACCUUAGCUCACAGGGGAAAGUUAAAAAUUCUGUUAACUAGUAGAAUGUUGGUCUCUGUCCCCAGUCAAUCACAUUGGUCUUAGGUCAUUUUUAUUGAGUUCGGAACCUACACAGCACCCUAACUUCAUUGCCUACUGUGAAUUGAGAAUACAUGGCAGUCCUACCCUCUGAUGAACCAUCUAAUGAUUCCUGUGACAACGAUGGGCUUCAAAUAAGAACUGGAACCUUAAAGACGGGUAUUGCUCACAUAAUUACCGCGGUUAUCGGUUCUGGAGUUCUAUCUCUAGCAUGGAGCGUUGCACAGUUAGGAUGGAUAGCAGGUCCACUUUCCAUGUUUUGUUUUGCCGUGGUCACCUAUGUUUCUUCUUUCCUCCUUUCAGAUUGCUACAGGUACCCUGAUCCAGUAACUGGAGCAAGACACCACUCUUACAUGGAUGCUGUUAAAACCUACCUAGGUAGAAAGCAGACUUGGAUAUGUGGCUUGCUUCAAAUUGUGAACUUGUAUGGUGUUGGUGUUGCUUAUGUAAUUACCACUUCAACCAGUAUGAGAGCUAUUCAGAGAUCCGAUUGUUUCCACAAAGAAGGACACCGGGUUCCAUGUGCAUAUGGAGAUAGCUUUUAUAUGCUACUAUUUGGAGCUAUUCAGAUUGGCUUUUCUCAGAUACCUAAUUUCCAUAACAUGGAAAUUCUCUCCAUUCUUGCAGCAGUCAUGUCCUUCUCCUACUCUUCCAUUGGAUUUGCCCUUGGCUUUGCCAAAGUAAUAGGAAACGGAAGGGUUAAGGGGAGCAUCUCCGGAGUGCACACAUCUACAACUCCUCAAAAAAUAUGGAAAGUCACUCAAGCACUUGGAGACAUUGCUUUUGCAUACCCAUACUCCAUAAUUCUUAUCGAGAUACAGGACACAAUCAAGUCUCCUCCACCUGAGAACCAGACAAUGAAGAAAGCAUCAAUGAUUGCGAUCCUCAUUACCACCUUCUUCUAUCUCUGUUGUGGAUGUUUUGGGUAUGCUGCCUUUGGGGACCAGACACCUGGGAACCUCUUAACAGGUUUCGGAUUCUACGAGCCAUAUUGGCUAAUUGACUUUGCUAAUGCUUGCAUAAUUCUUCAUCUAGUAGGAGGAUAUCAGGUAUUCUGUCAGCCAGUAUUUGCAGUUGUUGAAAGGUGGUUUACAGAGAAGUUCCCCAACAAUGGGUUUGUGAAUAAUUUCUACACCUUCAAGUGCCCAAUAUUGCCAGUUCUCAGGAUUAAUCUUCUUAGGUUGUGCUUUAGAACCUGUUAUGUUAUAUCAACAACUGGAAUUGCGAUGGUCUUCCCCUACUUCAACCAGAUUUUGGGUGUGUUGGGUGCCCUGAACUUUUGGCCGUUGACCGUAUAUUUCCCUGUGGAGAUGUAUUUCAUUCAGAAGAAGAUACAGCCUUGGACAAGAAGGUGGAUUGUUUUCCAGUCUUUCAGCAUUGUCUGCUUGAUUGUGAGUCUGGUGACUUUAGUUGGGUCAAUUGAAGGACUCAUAUGUGCAAAGUUAGGCUAACAAACUACUCGCACUUCUGAUUAUGCAGAAAGGUGUGGCUAUUUGAAUUUCAGUGAAUGCUUUUAUUAGUAAUUACAGCUUUUUACAGAUAUAAAGGAACAAGGUAUCUUUGUAUC
Molecule: messenger RNA, 2061 nt
Organism: Telopea speciosissima
Lineage: Eukaryota; Viridiplantae; Streptophyta; Magnoliopsida; Proteales; Proteaceae
Product: probable amino acid permease 7
Exons: 7
Coding region: 569-1945 (458 amino acids)
Cellular component (GO): plasma membrane
Source: RefSeq, a predicted model, not a curated record